AUGAUUGCCUUUUCAAGCAACACCGCAAACAUGUGGAUGUUCUACCGCUUCUUCUUCCAAAAACUCGACCCUCUCAUCAUGCUCUGGAGCGGCCACGUCAACCUCCGCAACGGCUCCUUCUCCUCCUCCCUCUUCUUUAGCAGUUCGUCAACACGAUACCGCGAUGCCUUUGUCCUCGAGCAGAUGUUUGCCCUGAUGGCUACCGUAGCGGCCAUGACGACGAUGCUGCUGCAUUACACUGACGACAUCAAGGUGUGGCGCAUGAUUCAGGUGGUGCUCUUGAUCUGGAAUUUCAUGUGCAUGAACGAUACGACUCAUGCGGUGCGCUUGGCGGGGGCGUUUGAACGGGUUUCGAAGGGGGUUGAUUGUAUUUACUGUGUUGAGGUGUGCACGAUUGUGAUUAUUGCACGGCUUUGCUUUCUGAUGGGUGUUGGGAUUUGGAGGCCGCGGAUUAGGAAUGGGGUGCUUUAUCAGAGGUAG
Trichoderma aggressivum f. europaeum is the source of this 480-nucleotide messenger RNA. RefSeq lists its product as uncharacterized. The record is from RefSeq and is a predicted model, not a curated record. The coding region runs from base 1 to 480 and encodes 159 amino acids. Lineage: Eukaryota; Fungi; Ascomycota; Sordariomycetes; Hypocreales; Hypocreaceae. The transcript has a single exon.